ACUGAACAUUUUUUUUACAGUCAGAAGUUUGAGCUGUAAAAAUAUCAACUCGCUUUAACGUUGUCUGAUAGCUUAACUAACUUUGUCAACAUCGUUUUGCAAAUAUUUCAACAAUUGUUUUCAAGAAAAACUACUGUUAUCAACACGUUAUCUUUUCUAUACGUCUUGGAAGGCAAACUACCUGAAAAGCUACAAAUUGGAUUAAGGAAAUCCGACCGUGAUAGUUAGCUAGCUCGUUAGCAUCUUUGAAGGAGUCGCUUUUCUCUCUCUCUGUGUCCUCGUUUGUACCCGAUAUCAGGUUUAAGUAAUUUUCCCACCAAUAAUCUCUUUUGUAUUGCAUGUUUCGCCGUUUUUUUGUUGCAAAGGUCGGGUACAGUAGUGACAGUGAGUAGCCCAGCUAAGCUAAGCUACUGUAGUUAUCAUGGAGAACCAUUGGAGUAAUCUUCAAUCCAGUGGACGAGACAAACAACGAAAGAAGGGAUUCACCGCAGGACAAGGUGGAUCGUCUGGAGGCGAGGAUGGAGACCGUAAACCAAAGUUUCAUUUACAGGUUAAAAACAUGAAGGACGACAUGAUGGACAGGUUCGCCAGUAUCCGUAUCCCGGGCAGUAAGAAAGAGCGUCCUCACCUCCCUCACGUCAAACACUCCUCCUCGUCUGAAUGGUCUUCCUCCUCCGCUGAGUUUGAGGAACUGUCCUCCAAGAUCACCUCAGAACAGGAGAUACUGGGCCUCUUCGAGAAGAUGAUGGAGGAUAUGAACCUGAAUGAUGACAAGAAGGCUCCUCUGAGAGAGAAAGAUCUGAGCACCAAGAGAGAGAUGGUUAUCCAGUACAUUGUUACUGCCUCCAAAACAGGCAGUGUGUGUAGCAGUCAUCAGAUUUCCCCUCAGGAGUUCCUGGGGGAGUUAAAGUCAGGGGUGACUGACGAACGCCUCAUGGCCUGUCUGGACUCUCUCCGUGUCUCCCUCACCAGCAACCCUGUCAGCUGGGUGCAGAGUUUUGGCCACGAGGGUCUGGGACUGCUGCUAGACAUUCUGGAGAAGCUGCUCCACAAGAAACACCAGGAUAAACCUGACAAGAAGAGCCAGCAUAAAGUCAUCCAGUGCCUCAAAGCCUUCAUGAACAACAAGUAUGGUUUGGAGCGUAUCCUGUCAGAGGAGAAGUGUCUGUCCCUGUUGGCCCGAGCUAUCGACCCCACCCAGCCCGCCAUGAUGACCGACGUGGUCAAGCUGCUGUCAGCCAUCUGCAUUGUGGGCGAGGAGAACACUUUGGAGAAGGUCCUUGAAGCCGUCACCACAGCAGGAGAACACAGGGCCACGGAGAGGUUCAGUCCAAUCGUAGAAGGACUCAGAGAUCGCUCCGUCCAAUUACAAGUGGCCUGCAUGCAGCUCAUCAAUGCUCUGGUGACGUCUCCAGACGAGCUGGACUUCAGGCUUCACAUCAGGAAUGAGUUCAUUCGCUCCGGCCUCAGAGAGAUUUUACCGGUAAGCUGAGCAUCGUUGCCCGCU
Molecule: messenger RNA, 1507 nt
Organism: Oncorhynchus kisutch (coho salmon)
Lineage: Eukaryota; Metazoa; Chordata; Actinopteri; Salmoniformes; Salmonidae
Gene: diaph3
Product: diaphanous-related formin 3
Exons: 10
Coding region: 422-1492 (356 amino acids)
Biological process (GO): actin cytoskeleton organization; actin filament polymerization
Cellular component (GO): actin filament
Molecular function (GO): small GTPase binding; actin binding
Source: RefSeq, a predicted model, not a curated record